AUGGAGGCUCUUGAAGUUGAUGACAUUAGCCCUGCCUUGGAAGUGACUGAAGACUUUUUCAAUAGUUUUGAUACUAAGCUUGAAAAGACUGUGCAGCCCUCAGAGGUGUACGGUGUACAGGAGGUCCCUGAACUGGUUGGGCAUGAGGUAUUUGAUCAGAUAGCAGAGAGCAGGAAUCUGAGGAACGCUGCCUCCUUAGCCAAAAGUAGCCUCAUCUGGGAUCACUGCAAAAAUGGCGUCUUGGAAACCAAAGCUCAGACAACUUUCCCUGCCAAAGACCAGCGCAUGGUGCAGAGGGGGACAGCUGCUGACACCCGAGCUUGGGCAGGGGAAGGGGAGACCGCAGCUUUUAACAUCUUCAAUAUCUGCCAGCGGAGGAGAGACCGGCCUCGCUCAGUGAAUGACAUCCUGGUGCAGAAUGAGGAAGCCUCAACGUUCAAGCCAGGACACAACAGGUCACGCUCCGAUAUCAGCCAUGUGAACUGGGGAGUUGUCUUCACGGGCACCUCCCUGCAGCAGCCACGUGCGUCUGGUCAGGACAAUAACUGCGCUCUGCUGUCUUACCUGGCGUUAACCAAGGGAGAGGACAUCCAGGGAAACACAGAACACAAGCCAGCGUUCCCAAAUAUUCUGAAGAAGGGACACUUAGAAAUUAGAAGAGACAAUGACAGCUACUGGCAAACCUGUUACGCUGAGCUCUCCCCGUACAAACUGUACCUGUAUUGCUUGGACAGCAGUGGAAACCAGACUCUUCCUGCCGUGUAUCCACUCAUAUAUUUUCAAAGGAUCACUGUUACUGGUUGCAUUGCAACCAAGGUGGUGGAUGCUGUCCUAUCAGACAACUCGCAGCUACAGCUGAAGGCGGAGUCUUCAUGGGAGGCUUUGGACUGGGGACAGAAACUCUGGGAAGCGGUGCGUGCUUCUGUACCUGCUUUCACAAGACAGCAGGAGAAACUGGAGAAUGUGCCAAAGCCUGAAAAUAACAGUGACCUUUCUCAAACCAAUGGAUUGUUAGAGAAGCCUAUGGAGCUCUUCCUAUCCAUGAAUUUGACUGAAAACACUAAGGAGUACCAAAAUAUUCUCAAAUCAGGGACUCUUUAUAGGUUAACUGUCCAGAAUAACUGGAAGGCAUUUACUUUUGUCUUGAACAGGUAUUAUCUCAUGGCAUUCCAACCGGGUAGGCUUGAUGAAGAUCCUCUGCUGAGCUACAAUGUCGAUGUGUGCCUCUCGGUCCAGACAGAUACUCAGGAUGGCUGUGACUCUUGCUUUCAGGUCAUUUUUCCUCAAGAUGUCCUCCGCCUGCGUGCAGAGACCCGUCAGAGGGCCCGAGAGUGGAUGGAGGCACUGAGAGCAGCAGCCAUUGCUACUAGAAGUUUAACUCAGAACCCACAGGUCACGCUUAGGAACAAACCUGGAGAUCGGCCAUUUGGAAACAAUCUUAGAAAGAGCAAGCGCCAGUCUGUGACCACGAGCUUCCUGAGCAUCCUGACCACUCUGUCUCUAGAGAGAGGGCUCACAGUUCAGAGCUUCAAGUGUGCAGGCUGUCAGCGCUCCAUAGGCUUGUCCAGUGGGAAAGCCAAGGUGUGCAGCUAUAGUGGAUGGUAUUACUGCAGCACCUGCCACGUGGAUGACAGCUUCCUCAUCCCUGCACGGCUGGUUCAUAACUGGGACACUUCCAAAUACAAGGUGUCAAAGCAAGCCAAAGAGUUCCUGGAAUAUGUUUAUGAGGAGCCAUUGAUUGAUAUCCAGCAGGAGAAUCCCAUGUUGUACAAGCAUGUUGAACCUCUGGCAACUGUUGUCCGCCUGAGACAGCAGCUAAAAUCUCUCCGAGCCUAUUUGUUCAGCUGCAGAGCAGCAGUGGCUGAAGAUCUGCGUAGAAGGAUCUUUCCCAGAGAGUAUCUCCUCCAGCAAAUCCAUCUUUAUUCUCUCGCAGACCUUCAGCAGGUUAUUGAAGGGAAGCUGGCUCCUUUCUUGGGGAAGGUGAUCAAAUUUGCAACCUCUCAUGUGUACAGCUGCAGCCUCUGUAGUCAAAAGGGUUUCAUCUGUGAGAUUUGCAACAAUGGAGAAAUCCUUUACCCCUUUGAAGACAUUUCUACAAGCAGGUGUGAAAGCUGUGGUGCUGUCUUCCAUUCUGAGUGCAAAGUGAAGGCUGUACCGUGUCCCAGGUGUGUGCGUAAAGAAUUGCAGAAGAAGCAGAAAUCCUUCUGGAGGCAACUGAAUAUGGAUGAAAACUUCGAAGAGUCUUGCAACAUGUUUGAGUUGUCAUACCAGAACACAUGA
Opisthocomus hoazin is the source of this 2280-nucleotide messenger RNA. The record is from RefSeq and is a predicted model, not a curated record. NCBI's taxonomy places the organism in Eukaryota, Metazoa, Chordata, Aves, Opisthocomiformes, Opisthocomidae.